CGGUGACACCGUGGCCGGCGGCGGCGAGGCGAACGCAGAGGACGCGGCGAAGGAGCAAGAGGCCGUGCUGGAAGAGAGUCGCGAGCCGCAGCUGGAGAUGCCACACGAGCAGGCUCGGGCCGCCGCCGUCGAGGAGAAGAACUUGGACGGCGGCAUCGAGGAGGAGAGCAACGCGGGGCAAAGGCAGCGGGAGGAGGAGCAGAGCGCGCUCGACGAGCAGGCCGCCGGCGGGGGCCUUCGCCGGGAAGCGCAGGAGGAGCCCCAGAUCGACGGCGACGAACGAACGGGGGAGGAGAGCGAGCAGCGUCAGCCGGAGGAGGAGCGCGGCAAUGAACAUCCGCAGAACGAAGAGCAAGUGCACUCGUCGGUGUCGGACGCAAGCGGCGGCGAGGUUUUCCGUGACCAGAAUGGGGACGGCGGCGACGGCGACAAGCCGGCAGUAUCCGAGGACGCGGACGGCAAUGCCAGCCAGGACGGCCGCAGCGUGGAGGACUCGCUCGUCGGCGAAGCCCGCACGGAGGAGCACAAGGCGUGGGCGACGCAGGCCGACCAGUCCCACCGGGAGAAAGACCGCCGCGACGAGAACGCCGGCAGCAGCAGCGAGAACGACGGCGGCGAGGAGCACGAGUGGCGGGUGUGCAACGUGAAGGCCGGCGCGGACUACAUCCCGUGCCUGGACAACGAGAAGGCGAUCAAGAAGCUCCGGCCGGAGAACUUCCGGCGGUACGAGCACCGGGAGCGGCACUGCCCUGACGAGGGCCCGACAUGCCUCGUCCCGCUCCCCGGCGGAUACCGCCGGCCCAUCGAGUGGCCAAAGAGCCGAGACAGGAUAUGGUACAGCAACGUGCCGCACACGAAGCUGGUGGAGGUGAAGGGUCACCAGAACUGGGUGAAGGUGAGCGGGCAGCACCUCACCUUCCCCGGCGGCGGCACGCAGUUCAUCCAUGGCGCCCUGCACUACAUCGACUUCCUUCAGCAGUCUGUGCGCGGCAUCGCGUGGGGGAAGCACACCCGGGUGGUGCUCGACGUCGGCUGCGGCGUGGCGAGCUUCGGCGGCUACCUGUUCGAGCGCGACGUGGCGACCGUGUCGUUCGCGCCCAAGGACGAGCACGAGGCGCAGGUGCAGAUGGCGCUCGAGCGCGGGAUCCCGGCCAUCUCCGCCGUCAUGGGCUCCAAGCGCCUGCCGUUCCCCAGCAAGGCAUUCGACCUCGUCCACUGCGCGCGGUGCCGCGUGCCAUGGCACGCCGACGGUGGCGCCCUCCUCCUGGAGCUGAACCGCGUCCUGCGCCCCGGCGGCUUCUUUGUCUGGUCGGCGACGCCGGUGUACCAGAAGCUGCCGGAGGACGUCGAGAUCUGGAAAGCGAUGACGUCUCUGACGAAAUCCAUGUGCUGGGAGCUGGCGGCGAUCAAGAAGGACCGGCUCAACGGCAUCGGCGCCGCCUUCUACCGCAAGCCGACGUCCAAUGAGUGCUACGAGGGCAGGAGGCGGCAGCAGCCGCCGAUGUGCAGCGACGACGACGACGCCAACGCGGCGUGGUACAUCCGCCUCAACUCGUGCAUGCACCGCGUGCCGACGGUCCCGUCGGAGCGCGGCGCGCGGUGGCCCGUCGAAUGGCCGCGGCGGGUGCGGACGCCGCCGUACUGGCUCGACGCCGCGCGGGCCGGGGUGUACGGGAAGCCGGAGCCGGAUGACUUCACGGUGGACUACGAGCACUGGCGCCGCGUCGUCGGCAGGUCCUACCUCAACGGCCUGGGCAUCGAUUGGUCCAGGGUCAGGAACGUCAUGGACAUGAGAGCCGCAUAUGGAGGGUUCGCAGCUGCGCUCCGGGAGAAGAAGGUGUGGGUGAUGAACGUCGUGAACGUGGACGCGCCCGACACGCUGCCGAUCAUCUUCGAGCGCGGGCUGUUUGGCAUCUACCAUGACUGGUGCGAGUCCUUCAGCACCUACCCGAGAACCUACGACCUCCUGCACGCCGAUCACCUCUUCUCCAAGAUCAAAGAGAGGUGCGCGGUUCUGCCGGUGGUGGUCGAGGUGGACAGGGUGGUCAGGCCUGGGGGCGGCAUCAUUGUGCGCGAUGAGGCCGGCGCCGUCGGCGAGGUGGAGAAGCUCCUGAGGUCGCUUCACUGGGACGUGCGGUUGACGUUCUCCAAGAACGACGAAGGGGUGCUCUACGCUGAGAAAUCGGAUUGGCGGCCGGAGCUGAUCGAGGAGCCCUCAUAAGAUACCCCUUGACUGACCAUUUCAGGAUGGCAAGCAGUUCGUCUCCAACUCAAAGAUAGUUAGGGCUCUUCCUUUCUCCUCUCUUAGUUUUGCAGAUGUUACAUACGAAUAACACGUCCAUCAGAAGCGAGUACGGAGUACAUGGUUUUGCAAUAGCAUUGCAGUAUGUUCAUAAUCACUGAUAGAGAGUUUAGAUUAUUAUUAUAGCAAACCGAAUGCUGAUGGUAGUUACAGAUUCCUACUUGUGUAUCUUGGACGCCAAAUGAUAUAUGGAAU
Molecule: messenger RNA, 2497 nt
Organism: Setaria italica (foxtail millet)
Lineage: Eukaryota; Viridiplantae; Streptophyta; Magnoliopsida; Poales; Poaceae
Product: probable methyltransferase PMT27
Exons: 7
Coding region: 98-2221 (707 amino acids)
Cellular component (GO): endosome; cytoplasm; trans-Golgi network
Molecular function (GO): methyltransferase activity
Source: RefSeq, a predicted model, not a curated record